Molecule: messenger RNA, 882 nt
Organism: Closterium sp. NIES-65
Lineage: Eukaryota; Viridiplantae; Streptophyta; Zygnematophyceae; Desmidiales; Closteriaceae
Source: the annotation of a GenBank genome assembly
AUGCCUGAAGAAAUAACAUCUCCUAGAGCCACCUCUUACGAAGCUCCGCGUGACGUUCCAACUUGCGGUCGCCAUGACCCCGACAGGGUUGCCUCCUCGCGCGUCGUCGACGACAACGCGCUUGACGACGACGACGGCAAUAGCGAUUACAACGAGUACGCCGUCGGCACCGACGACGAGGCGGACUCCGGCGAGGAGCCGGACAAGGGAAUGUCCGACUCAGAGGAAGACGGCGAGGGCGACAAGUCCGAGGAUGAAGACGACGCACCUGAGGAAAGUCUGCCCGCGGCCUCGAACACGCGUGCCGGCCGUGCUAAGCCUGCAGCCCCCGCGAAAACCGCCUCAAAGGGUGGCGACCCUCCACGCCGUGCGCCGAAGACCCGCAACCACAUGCCUGUGAAGCGCAGCGUGUGGUCCCUGCUGGAGAGCACGAUCUUUGUGGCUGCCCGCUGGUUCAUGGAAGACGAACUCGAGUCGCUGCUAGGGAAGCAGGGCUCGCAGUAUUGGGCACGCCUUAUCAACCACCUCGAAAAGGAGAACCCAGGGUGGGUUCGCGGCGUCAACGCAGUAAUCCCAUAUGAUGCCACGCGCAUCACAUGUGAGCUGCAGUUGGACUGCGUACGCCGACUUCCUCAUGUAGUACUCCUGCCUGUGCCCUUCCAUCCCUUUUAUGUGUAUGUGCGUCCCAUCAAUAGUCCCAACAACCGCAGGUCUUCGCCAAGCAGCUCAUAUCGUCGGCGACGUAGACGUGCCCUCCUCGUGCGCUCGGCCGUCCUGUUGGAGCCAGUGGAGCUCUCUGCCGUGGAGUGGUCGCUGUCGAAGACCUCGGCUUCCGGCAUGCCGCCGACAGCCUGUCCUACUACGUCCAUGAAAAUGGUGUAG